ACCAACACGCAAAUUGCCGUCGUGGUGCAUGUCAGUCCACCGUAGUACUACAACGUACAGCGCCAUGGAGGCCAUGCCGCUGCUGCUCUUCCUCGCCCUCCUCGUCCUCCCGGCGUACUGCCUGCAGUCGCCGCGGCAGUCCUACCACCUCGAACUCGCCCGCGUCGACGCCGCGGACACGGGAAGCCUCAACAUCAGCGACCAUGAGCUCCUCCGGCGCGCCAUCCAGCGCAGCCGGGACCGGCUGGCCAGCAUCACGCCCCGCCUGUACCCGACCCGCAACCGCAAGGUGGUGGUGGGCGAGGCCCCGGUGCUGUCGGCCGGGGGCGAGUACCUGGUGAAGCUCGGCCUGGGCACGCCGCAGCACUGCUUCACGGCGGCCAUCGACACGGCCAGCGACCUCAUCUGGACGCAGUGCCAGCCGUGCGUCAAGUGCUACCGCCAGAAGGACCCCGUGUUCAACCCCAUGGCCUCGACCACCUACGCCGUGGUGCCGUGCAACAGCGACACGUGCGACGAGCUGGACACCCACCGGUGCGGCCGCAGCGGCAGCGAGGACGACGACGACGACGACGUGUGCCAGUACACCUACACGUACGGCGGGAACUCGACGACGAGGGGCACGCUGGCCGUCGACAAGCUGACCAUCGGCGAGGACUCGUUCCACGGCGUCGUCUUCGGCUGCAGCAGCUCCAGCGUCGGGGGGCCGCCCGCGGAGGUGUCGGGGGUGGUGGGCCUCGGCCGCGGGCCGCUCUCGCUGGUGUCCCAGCUGUCGGUGCGGAGGUUCAUGUACUGCCUGCCCCCGCCGGCCUCCAGGAGCGCGGGGAGGCUGGUCCUCGGCGCCGACGCCACGGCCAUGCGCAACGCGUCGGACCGGAUCGUGGUGCCCAUGUCCAUCAACCCGCGGUACCCGUCCUACUACUACCUCAACCUCAACGGGCUGUCCAUCGGCGACAAGGCCAUGUCCUCCUCCUUCAGGAGCAUCAUGAACGCGACGACUCCAGGUACUUCAGACCCCGACCCCAACGUGGCGGCGUCUCCCAUGCCCGUGUCCGGCGACGGCGACGGCGGCGGCGGCACGGGGCCGAACGCGUUCGGGAUGAUCAUCGACAUCGCGUCGACGAUCACGUUCCUGGAGGAGUCGCUGUACGAGGAGCUGGUGGACGACCUGGAGGAGGAGAUCAGGCUGCCGCGGGGUUCCGGGUCGAGCCUGGGGCUGGACCUCUGCUUCAUCCUGCCCAACGGGGUGCCGAUGAGCCGCGUGUACGCGCCGUCCAUGUCGCUGGCGUUCGACGGGGAGUGGCUCAAGCUGGAGAAGGAGCUGCUGUUCGUGGAGGACAGGGAGAGCGGGAUGAUGUGCCUCAUGAUCGGCAAGACGGACGGGGUAUCUAUCCUCGGCAACUACCAGCAGCAGAACAUUCAGGUCAUGUACAACCUGCGCCGGGAGAGGAUCACCUUCGUCAAGACCAACUGCGAAUCCAUGACUCACUAGGAUUUCUUUAUAUUAUUUACCCAAUAACAAAUUUAGACAUCCAAGAGGAUAGGUACGGUAUGGCAUUGAGCUCUGCGUUUACCUAGCUUCUCUGAACAUUCAGAAAUCAGAACUGGACAGUGAGGGCAGAAAAAGAGCAACCACUCAUUGAAUUUGUGAGUGCAUUUUUACAGCAUAUCUAUAUCAUCCGAAAAUGUAUCAAGCGAAUUGAUACAAUGGUCUAAGGGCAUCCUUUUUUC
Molecule: messenger RNA, 1731 nt
Organism: Triticum aestivum (bread wheat)
Lineage: Eukaryota; Viridiplantae; Streptophyta; Magnoliopsida; Poales; Poaceae
Product: aspartyl protease 37
Exons: 1
Coding region: 29-1492 (487 amino acids)
Cellular component (GO): extracellular region
Source: RefSeq, a predicted model, not a curated record